Messenger RNA from Aedes albopictus (Asian tiger mosquito), 2010 nucleotides. RefSeq lists its product as uncharacterized. The transcript has 2 exons. The coding region runs from base 1 to 2010 and encodes 669 amino acids. The record is from RefSeq and is a predicted model, not a curated record. Gene Ontology annotation, molecular function: nucleic acid binding; zinc ion binding. Lineage: Eukaryota; Metazoa; Arthropoda; Insecta; Diptera; Culicidae.
AUGGCCGAGCUGAAGACGCUCGUGCAUCUCCGUGGCCAAGCGAAGGCCAAGGUGACCCGGAUCCGAAAAACCAUUGAAGAGGUUUCGGAAGCCGGCAUCGUACAGUUUACGCUACCGCAGUUGAAGGUGUAUUCCCGGAAUUUGGAGGCCCACUUCCAAGAGUACCUCCAUUUCCACCACCAAAUAACCGCAUUGCUGCCUCCGGAGAAGCUGGACGACAACGAUGCAACGUAUCUCCAGUUCGAAGACCAGCACACCGAAACCGCUAUGCUGGUCGAAACCCUGAUCCAGUCCGCUACCCCGCAACCUCCUGUUCCAUCUGUAGUGCCCGCGUCCGGUGCCUAUCCGGCGCAGAUUAUAGUGCAGCAGCAACCGCUUCCGGUUCCGAUACCGUCAUUUGAUGGCAAACCGGAGAAUUGGCCACGAUUCCAGCAGGUGUUUUCCGACAUCAUGGCCAGAUCCAGAGAUUCGGAUGCGGUCAAGCUGCAUCACCUCGAAAGGGCACUAGCAGGUGGUUCUGCCGCAAAGAUCAUCGACCCAAAAACACUCAGCGACGGAAAUUUCACCCACGCCUGGGAGCUGCUGCUUGACGUUUACGAGGAUGAGCGGAAGGCGGUAGACUCUCACAUCCAUGGCUUGUUGGGUCUAAAGCGGAUGAACAAGGAAUGCUCCAAGCAAAUGAGAGAUCUUUUGAACGAGGUAACCCGCCAUGUCGAAGGAUUGAAGUUGCUGAACCAGAACCUGGAUGGUGUUUCCGAGCGAUUUGUCGUCGUCGUCCUUUCCGAUGCUUUCGACCCCGAGACGAGGAAACAGUGGGAGGGAACCAUUCCCCACAAGGAGAUCCCGACCUACGAAGAUACCGUGAUAUUCCUGAAGGAGCGCUGUUCGUUGUUGGAGCGCUGCGAAGCCAGCCACCCGAAGUCGUUGUCCGACAAGGAGUCCAACCAGAAGUCCAUCUCGAAGCCCCCACCGGCGAAGUCGUUCGCUAUGGCUACACCCCUAGCUAAUAGUGAGGCGACAUGCGAGAUCUGCAGUGCGAAUCAUCCCAACUACAAGUGCGACAGGUUUGUUUCCUUGACGGUACCCCAACGUAGAGUUAAGGUAAGAGAACUCAAUCUAUGUUUCAAUUGUUUGCGGAAGGGACACCCUGCCUUGAAGUGCCCUUCCACUAAAUCAUGCCAGGAGUGUCAAGGAAGACACAAUACCCUGCUUCACGAGCCCAAGCCCGAGCCAAAGCCCGUAAUUGAGGACCCCCAGCAAGAAUCCGCCCCAGUUGUUGAAAGUGCCAAUGUUUCCCCUCCGAUUGAAAGUUCCUCGUCGUUGUCCAGUUCGGUCCACAAUGUUCCCCGGUCAGAUAGUACGUUGUUGCUUACGGCCAUGGUUGAUGUCCUAGACAGCCAUGGAAACCCCCACCCUUGCCGUGCAUUCCUCGAUUGUGGUUCCCAACCUCAUUUGGUUUCCUGUUCAUUUGUGGAGUCUCUGGGAAUCGAACGAGUACCUACCCAUGUUGAAGUUUUCGGAGCUACCGGUAAACGAUCGGUACUAAACCAGAAGGUUAAUAUUGUGUUCCGUUCCCGUUCAAUGGAUUAUCAAGCCCAGAUUGAAUGUUUGGUCACUGAUGUGGUGACAGGUCCCCUGCCAGCUCGUAAGUUGGAUCCACAAUCUUGGAACAUCCCCUCUUGUUUGACGCUUGCUGAUCCUUCCUUCCAUACCCCUGGCGAAGUGUCGCUUUUGAUAGGUGUUAAGUUGUUCUUCCACUUGAUGUUGCCCGGACAGUUGAUGCUAGGUGAUCGUCUACCAGUCCUCAAGGAAACCCGAUUGGGCUGGGUUGUCGCUGGAGGCGAUGAGAAUGAAGAUGCAAAUCAGCAUUGUUAUACCACCACCCUGCGGCCAAUGAAGGAGGAUAUAGUGAAGUCUGCUGACACUGUCGACGCCAAAGGCAUAGUUUUCCAAGACCAACAAAUGGUUCAAAGUGAGGACUCGUUUGGAUGGUUCCCGUCUGCUGUGUAG